Molecule: messenger RNA, 1998 nt
Organism: Dictyostelium purpureum
Lineage: Eukaryota; Evosea; Eumycetozoa; Dictyosteliales; Dictyosteliaceae
Exons: 2
Coding region: 1-1998 (665 amino acids)
Source: RefSeq, a predicted model, not a curated record
AUGCAAAAAGUACAUCCCCCUAUAUUGCUAGGAGGUAAUAAACCUUCUAUACAUUCUUUAUUAUUAUCACAAGAUCAAGUAAAGAACCCCCAAAGAGACGAAUAUUUAAGUGGCUGGAAUUUCUCUUCCAAUAAUAAUCAUUAUAUUAACCAACAUCAUCAAUAUUCUCAAUAUAACAUUCAACCAUUGAAAUCAUUCGAUAAUAACAACAAUAAUGGUGGUUAUAUUCACGAAUCAAAAAAAUUUAAAUUUUCACAAGACCAAUUUAAUAGCAGCGAUGAAAGUGAUAAUGGAGAAUAUUCACCAAAACCAAGAUACAAUAACAAUAGUAACAAUGGUUUAGAUAGUAUGAUGAAACAUUUUGGUUCAAAUAGUUUACCCACCUUUAGGCAAUUCCAACAACAUCUCACUGUAUCACCAUCACAGCAUUCUUCUUCCUCGUCAUCUUCAUCAUUACAUUCAUCCCCAUCAUCUGCUUCAUCAUCACCAUCUUAUUCAGUUCCAAUUGUUGCACUUCAAAGUGAAAAUAAUAAUUCAUCAGACUUCAAAUCACCAUAUGAGCAACCACACUCACCAUCAAACAACAGUGAUUUUAAAAAUAAACAAAUUCAACAAUGGUUACAAGAACUCCAACAAAUUAAAAAGAGAGAAUCAAUUCUUUUAGAGAAUUUAAAGUAUUAUAAUGUAAAUUCCGUAUCCUCACCAUCUUCCUCUUUUUCAUCUGAUGAAUCCGAUGAAGAUUUAGAUUAUGGCCAUCCAACACAACAACCACAAUCACCAUUACAACAACCAAUAACAUCACAACCAAUCCAACAAGCUUCAUUUUCACCAUCUUCAUCACCACAACAAGCUUUAACCAUUCAACAACAACCAUCAGAAACUAUUAUUUGUAAUCGUUAUAUUCAUCCAGCCAUCGUCGUUUUAGUUGAUCAAGAUAUUAUUAACCAAACCUCUGGUUAUUUAAUUGUUAAUGCUUCAUUGUCCCCAUAUCCAUUCAAAGGUAAUAAUAUUGCAUCUCAAAAUAACCUUAGCAAGAACCAACAAUUACUUCAAGGUGUUAAAAGUAUUCUCGUUGAAAAGAAUGGUUUUGUUAUUUUCAACAAAUUAAAACUUAAUGAAGUCUCUGCCAAAUAUCCAAAUCAACUCUUUUGUAUUAGUUUCACCCUUUCUGAUAUCUCAUCAGAUAAACAAAUUCGUGUCGUAUCUCAAGUAGCUAGUACCCCAUUCCAUAUUAUUUCAAAACCAAAUAAGAGAAAAUGUGACGAAAUGGAAAAUGAAGAACCAUCAUCACCAAAAUCAAACUCACCACCAUCAUCACCAUCUCUUAAUAAUAUUCCAACUUCCGGUGCUGCAUCAUCAUCAUCAUCAAGUAGCAACAAAUUAGUUGAUGAAUGCUCUGCAAUCAAUACUAAUGAUCCAAAUUAUAUUGAUAUCACUGAUUUAUUAAUUUUACCACAAAAAGAAGCUGCUGCCAGAUUAGGUAUUUCAGAAUCAAUGCUUUGCAAAAGAUUUAAAGAGUGCACAAGAAGAAAAUGGCCAUAUAGAUAUUUAAGAAAAAUUGAUAAAUUUAUCAAGUUACUUUCUUUACAAAAUAUCAAUGAAAUACCAAAAGAAGAAAAAGAAAAAUUAGAAAGAUAUAUUCUUGAAAGAGAAGAAUGUCUUCGUCCAGUUAAAAUCAGAAUUACUGGCUGUGUUGAUAAAGAUGACCCAGAACAAUUUACAUCAAAUUUAAAUUUCAAUAAAUCAACACAUCAACUCCCAUUACCAUCAUCAUCAUCAACUGGUUCAAAUAUUCCAUCAAAAUCACAAAUUCAAAAUAUUAUCAAUGGUGGUAAUGAAGACAACAACAACAACUACAACAACAACAAUGGUGUUGCCGCUUCUAGUGCUUCAUCAUCAACUAAAUUAUUCGAAGGCCUUACCACUGGAGGAGAGGGUAAAGGUUUAGAGAAUAUUUUAGAAACUUUGGAAAUGCUCAAACACACUCAUCGUCAAUAA